GUCACUACCGGGAAGGYAGGGGAACGCCAGGAAGAGCACGGUAUUUAUCUAUCGAUGAAUGAAACGAAAACGAGAACUUCAUUCAUUCUCGUUUCUGUCAAAUCCCUGGAGUCACAGUCAAGUAUUCCAGGUGUGGAUGUUUGUUAGUCCUGGUAGAAACAGCAGCAGGUGUGUGCACAAAGGUCAGCGUCGUGCAUGUUCGUGAAGAGCCCGUGUAAGCCAUGUCUGUGUCAGUGAUCAUAAAGUGGGGAGGACAGGAGUACUCCAUCAGUUCUCUUUCUGAAGAGGACACUGUGAUGGACCUGAAACAGUCUAUCAAGAGUCUGACUGGGGUGUUACCAGAGAGACAGAAACUACUGGGACUAAAGAUUAAAGGUAAACCUGCAGAGGAUGAGGUUAAGCUGGGCUCUUUGAAAUUAAAGCCUAAUACCAAAAUUAUGAUGAUGGGUACCAGAGAAGAAAGCCUGGAAGACGUUUUAGCUCCUCCCCCAGACAAUGACGAUGUUGUAAAUGAUUUUGACAUUGAGGAGGAAGUCAUAGAGGUGCAGAACAGAGAGGAGAAUCUUGCUAAAAUAGCUCGCAGAGUCAAAGACUAUAAAGUCGAGGAACUGAAUUCUCCCAGAGAAGGCAAGAGGCUCCUGGUGUUGGAUGUGGACUACACGCUGUUUGAUCACAAGUCUUGUGCCGAAACGGGUCAGGAGCUGAUGAGACCGUUCCUUCAUGAGUUCCUCACAUCUGCAUAUGAGGACUACGACAUUGUCAUCUGGUCUGCUACAAGUAUGAAGUGGAUAGAGGCCAAGAUGAAAGAGUUGGGAGUGACGGARAACCCAGGUUACAAGAUCACAUUCAUGUUGGACAGCGGAGCCAUGAUCACAGUUCACACCCCGAAGAGAGGGGUGGUGGAGGUGAAGCCUUUAGGUGUGAUCUGGGGAAAGUAUGGGGAGUUUUACAACAGAAAGAACACCAUCAUGUUUGAUGACAUCGGACGAAAUUUCCUCAUGAAUCCACAGAAUGGACUAAAGAUCCGACCCUUCAUGAAGGCCCAUCUCAACAGGGAGAAGGACAGAGAGCUCUCUAAACUGGCUCAGUACCUGAAAGAAAUCGCCAAGCUUGAAGACUUCAGUGGACUUAAUCAUAAGCAUUGGGAGAGGUACUUAUCCAAG
Molecule: messenger RNA, 1163 nt
Organism: Poecilia reticulata (guppy)
Lineage: Eukaryota; Metazoa; Chordata; Actinopteri; Cyprinodontiformes; Poeciliidae
Gene: ublcp1
Product: ubiquitin-like domain containing CTD phosphatase 1
Biological process (GO): regulation of proteasome assembly; protein dephosphorylation
Cellular component (GO): nucleus
Molecular function (GO): protein serine/threonine phosphatase activity; protein binding
Source: RefSeq, a predicted model, not a curated record